Messenger RNA from Branchiostoma floridae (Florida lancelet), 3573 nucleotides. Its product is annotated as sin3 histone deacetylase corepressor complex component SDS3-like. The record is from RefSeq and is a predicted model, not a curated record. Gene Ontology annotation, cellular component: Sin3-type complex. Gene Ontology annotation, molecular function: histone deacetylase binding. NCBI's taxonomy places the organism in Eukaryota, Metazoa, Chordata, Leptocardii, Amphioxiformes, Branchiostomatidae. The transcript has 12 exons. The coding region runs from base 161 to 1123 and encodes 320 amino acids. Gene Ontology annotation, biological process: negative regulation of transcription by RNA polymerase II.
CUAUAUGUUAAGAUAUUAUUCAAAUUUUGAUGUGAUUUGAUGAACUUCAAUAUUAUCUGUAAACAUCGCACACCCUAUUUUGAAAAUGCAAGGCACCUAAUGACUUCCGCUGUGGCGAUUUCUGGGCAUUUCGUUUUUUGUUUCGAUUAUAUUUGAGACGAUGGCGGCAUCUCUGCCCCACUACGGCGAGGAUUCCCGGUCGUUUCACGACGGAUUUAGCGACGAUUCGAGCACGAUAGACGGCGACGAGGACAGGGAGUUCGACAACGAGUCCGACGAAGAUACGGAAGAUGCCAGCGAGACAGAUCAGGUCAAGAGGGAAGAGCAGCACACAGAGAUGAAAGAACAGGUUUACAAGGAAAAACUGGCACACUUGAAGAAACAACUGGAGGAGCUCAACCAGCAUGCAUCGCAUCCUGAGUACAUGCGGAGGUUAAAGAGACUGGAAAACCAGAACAAGGAGAGAACUUGGAUGGCAGAAAUCAUCCAACAGUUUGAAAUAGAGACAGUUGAGAAGCAGUACAUCAAGGAGAAGAAAGAUGCUGUCAGAGAAUUUGAUGAAGAGAAGAUAAAACUGAAGGAAAGCCUGAUUCAGGAGCUGGAGGAGAGAAAAAGAAUGAUUGAGAGUGAGAGGAAUACUAUGGAACUGACUGGAGAUUCUACAGAGGUCAAACCAGUGCUGACCAGAAAGCUGAGGAGAAGACCCAACGAGCCCCUGCCCAUCCCUGACAAGAGAAGGAAACCCUCUCCUGUAGGUGCUCCGCAGCUGAACUUGUUGUUGUCUGACGAUGACGUGCUGGAAGACCUCAGGAUUGUCAACAAAGGGAAAGUCUCAUCAAAGAAAUCAAUACACCUCAGUCCUCCAGUUAGCCCCCCCUCCCCACCAGUCAACAGCUUUGAUGCACGGAUUGAGGAAGGCAGACUCUUCUAUGACAAGAAAUGGUACCACAGAGGCCAGACAGUGUACGUGGAGUCUAAAGAGAACGGGAAAACCAGCGGCACAAUCAGCUCAGUCGGACAGAACGAGGUUUGGGUGAGAAGAUUGUCAGACAACUCCAAGUUCCGAGUCUAUGUCAGCCAACUGCAGAAAGGAAAAUACUCCAUCCGCAAGAGAGCAACAUAGCCUGGGAUUUUUUCAUCAACCAGCAUAAUUAUUUUUGGUACCACUAUUUGCAACAAUCCACCCUCAAGCUGUUCAAAAAAGCCCUAGUUUCCCCCACGGAAAAGAAAUGGAACAAUCCAAUGCAAUUCUGUCUUAACAGUGUUACAAAUGUGUUUGUCAAAUUGGCAGAUAUUGCAGAUAUGGAUUGCUUUGUUGGUGAAUAGGGGAACUUUUUGGACUGUUUGAGGUAUUCUGGAUUGUGAACUGUUUCCUAUGAGAUAGAGCCAGCAUUAUAACAUAAUGUUUCUAUCAGCAUGUUUUCUGCACACUUCUCAGUUACUGACAAGACCAGUUCAGUCUAGCAUGUUGAAUUGUUAAGUAGCUUCCAGAGUUAUGUUUUCCAUUUACUCCAGAACAGCAUAUUUCUACUUCAGCCAUAUGUCUCAGGUUCGGUAACAGUGGAUUCAUCUCAUUCCAAAGAAUUAAAAUAACAUGGCAAAGAAAGAACUUAGGGAUGCAAAAUAUGGUUAGAAAUAAAAUUAUUCAACCCCUUUUAACUUUUCAGUGUUCUUGUUACAUGAAAAGUGGUUCUUCUUUGAACUAUUGAUGCAAAUUAGAAACAUUGAUAAUUACACAAAAGCUCUGUGAAAUUCAUUGUUCAAAGGUACUCUACUCAUGCUUGUACAAAAGAUGCCUUGUCCAGAAGUAUUUAUUCAUACUCUUUUUUUGAGUUUGCAGUCAUAGUUUUGCAAAUAAGAUCAAGCUGCAUUUGCUCAGUUAACUCAGUUUUUUUAAAGAAAUGGUUCAAAUUCCAUUAUACUGUAAUUUCAUUUUGAGAAAAACAUCAAAUAUUUUAGGGAUAUAAAUGAUAUUUAGGGAAUUAAUAAUUUUGUUUAUUGUACAUUUGCAAGUGCAAGGAAUGCAGUUCUUUUGCAAUGACUUCUGGUCUUAGUAAGUUAUGGAAAAGAAUGCACCGUAGAUGUGUGUGUUGACUUUUCAAGUAUUCUCUUUCCCAUGCAUAUGCUAGAUGACUUCUGCCUGUGUACAUUUUUUUUCCUGUAGAUAAACUGAAUACAUGUAAUAGACGUACAAUAGUAUUAGUUCCUUAACUGUGAAGUAAACUCUUGUGCUGGCUCUUCUCUGUGGAAACUCCAUGAGACAAAGGACUCAAAGAUGUCCAUACCUCAAGAGUAGUUUUAUUUGUACAUAGCGGAAGAUUUAUACAAUGAAUUUGUACAUUCUUUGAUUAGAUAGUUUUUCCUGACAUUCCAAGGAGAGAAUAUAUUGUGUGUCCAUCUGAGUUUAUUGUUACGGACCUUUCAGUGUCAGGUUUCAUAGCACCAUUUUUUAUUGUACAAGGUGCUACAAAAGUGCUACAGUCCCCCUGCCGUAGCAUUGUCAUGUAUCAGAUUCAAACAAAAGUACUCUCUACCCCAGAAAGGUAGCAUUUCUUCACAACAUUUUUUUUCUUGGUGGAAUACUGUAAAAUAAGCAGAAAUUUCUACAGUCAAGUCGACACUGAAUAUUGUCCUGUUUGCUAUGCAUGUAACUUAACCGGUACUUCAAGUGCCACAUUUGUACAUGUUUAACCAGGCCAGCAAGAUCUGAAAUGUACCAAUGGAUCGUAUGUUAGAAACAACAUUUUGGUGCAGAAAAUGCUGAACAGAUCAGCUAUUAUUGGUAUUUGAAAGAAGUGUUACUUUAUGAACCGGAUUUUUCUUGCCACCAUCAUUUUCAUUUUCCUGAAAAAAAGUUCAAUUGUAUUGUUUCUUCAAAACCCUUUCCUUAAAAGUGAAAUAUGUCAAAGAGAGAUGAACUUGGCACUACAUCACAACCACACUAUUUUUCUGGGUCCUAAAUGAAAUUUUUGCAUGGUAACCCACCUUUCAGACUGUAUAGAUAUACCAGUGUAUGUAUGUAUGUACGAAAUACAUGAAGAGGUCUUUUUGUAUCAGCAAGAUUUUAUUGUUGAUUCAGAGGAUGUGCCAAGCACAGUUGGCUUACAGAUACCAAUGUUUUCCUUGUUAACCACAAUAAUUUUUUCUGGUCACAUUUUAUCUUUGCUGUUCAAAAAAAUCUGACAAAUCUGCAGGUUGACUUCAGAAAAACUUACUUUGAUUUUCUUAGGGCUAAGUUCUACUGGUAAGGCUUAGGCCCUAUUUCCAAACCGGGGCCCGUCCGGAAUGUUUUAAGAAACGAAAAAUUAAAAUGUAUACCUAAAGAUAUACACAAAUUAUGCCCAUGAAUCUUAUUUUUUUUAUUUUGAUGUAUUUUAUAUCAUACUUUUUGUUCCCGAAAGCUGUCCGGUCAGGCCCUAGUAUAGAAAUGUGACUUAGGCCUAAACUUGCUAGGUAGAUAACAAAGCAACAAAGUGUUGCAUACUUGAAGUUUGUAUAUGUAACCAACCAUCUACAAAGUCUUGCUAUUGUAAAUUACUGCUAGUGUCUGUUUUCCUGUCUAUUGUGUCUUCC